Osmia lignaria (orchard mason bee) is the source of this 419-nucleotide messenger RNA. RefSeq names its product COP9 signalosome complex subunit 9. The record is from RefSeq and is a predicted model, not a curated record. Lineage: Eukaryota; Metazoa; Arthropoda; Insecta; Hymenoptera; Megachilidae.
CGAUUCUUCAGAAUUUUCAUCAACAAUCUCGACGCGAAUAACGCAGAGAGAGACCGAAAUAGGAGAAGAACUCAUCCCAUGAAAUAAUAUUUAUCGUCCAUUAUUAUAAACAAAUUUAUCAUUGUGUACAUUAUUUGAAAAUGAAGCCUACCCUUGUAGCUGAUGAAAUGUUUCCUGAUGGUGCUGGUUCUUACAUUGAAUUGGAGGAGGUUGGUGGCAGUCGCUUAUUAGUUGAUCUUACUGCAAGUGAAAAAGCAGUACAUGCAGAUUUUUUCAAUGAUUUUGAUGACUUAUAUGAUGAUGAUGACCUGGAAUAAAGUGAUAUAAAUUAUUACAUCAUCAGUAACACUAUCAUACUUAGAAUGUAUUUCCCAUUAUCAACUUGUAAUAAGUAAUAAUAAUAGAACAUAUUAAUUAUA